This is a messenger RNA of Perkinsus marinus ATCC 50983, 759 nucleotides long. RefSeq lists its product as hypothetical. The transcript has a single exon. Gene Ontology annotation, biological process: oxidative demethylation. The coding region runs from base 1 to 759 and encodes 252 amino acids. The record is from RefSeq and is a predicted model, not a curated record. Gene Ontology annotation, molecular function: demethylase activity; oxidoreductase activity. NCBI's taxonomy places the organism in Eukaryota, Perkinsozoa, Perkinsida, Perkinsidae.
AUGUCUUUAUCCGACUGCACAUCUCACUGCGCUUGCACGGGUGUACGUAGCUGCCGGCUCUGUGAGGAGGUCACUGGCCGUUCUCUCAAGUCCACUCACCCCCGGCCUCGUUACUUACCUGAUGGGGUGGCGGACACUGCCAAGUCGGACAUAGUCCCACCUGGCCUCGUAGUACUAGCCGAUGCAAUCACGGAAGCGGAGGAGGCCACCCUGCUUGGAGAUAUCUAUGCUCGACCGUGGAAGCUGUCGCAGUCGGGACGUCGGAAGCAGGACUAUGGCCCGCAAGUGAACUUCAAGAAGAGGAAGUUGAAAUGUCCGGACAACUUCCAAGGCCUUCCUCACAGCAUCGACUUGGUGCUCCCUCGAAUCCAUACGGGCCUCGGCCUCCUGUUGGACCACGCCUGGCACGAGAUGGUGGUACAGGAGUACGCUGUGAGUAGAGGUAGUAGUAUUGAUCUCCAUGUUGACCACAGUUGGGUCUGGGCUGACGGCAUCCUCGACCUCUCGUUGGCGGCUGAUUGUAUUAUGGCCUUUGCCAACCCCAAGGAGGGUGUCUACUAUGACGUCGGCUUGCCGAGGAGAAGUGCCUGUCUCAUCGCGGGUCUAUCCCAAACACAGUGGAUGCAUGGCAUCAAAAGGGAUAAUGCUUGCUUGGGUGGUGACACGCGAGUUUCUAUCACUCUAAGGGUCUUGGAUGGAGCAGUGGCUCUCACAGCCGAGGGCCAGGAAACUAUAAGGAGAUCUCGCAUGAGAUGUUGA